Molecule: messenger RNA, 1140 nt
Organism: Lentinula edodes (shiitake mushroom)
Lineage: Eukaryota; Fungi; Basidiomycota; Agaricomycetes; Agaricales; Omphalotaceae
Exons: 2
Coding region: 1-1140 (379 amino acids)
Biological process (GO): regulation of cell cycle
Cellular component (GO): nucleus
Source: RefSeq, a predicted model, not a curated record
AUGACCAACAAUGACCAACAAAAAGGCAAGUCACCAUCUAUUUCAGCUUGUUCCUUUGCUCAAGCUGUUUCAGCCAUAACAGCAAUCGAACUUCUGGUAGAAACUUGCAAAGCCGCUAGAGACUCGAUAUUUAAUCAUCCACAAUCCACCGAGGAUCCUCCUCCAUUGCCUGUUCUACAUCAAGAUCUACUUUCCUUGUUAUCUCUUGUAUAUGGAUCCGUCACAAAAUUAUCGUUGACUUUGAAGCCAUCUUCUCCUACAUAUUCUGCUUGUUUGGUCCCACUACAAGAUCUAUCAAACUACAUCGCCGCCAUUUCACAUUGCGUCAGUAUGUUUGAUGCUUCCGUUCACGGCGCGACACUCGCCAAAGAAGUGGCUUCAGUGGCGAUUGACGUAGUGGAGACUGUGCAAACUUUGACCACAGUAUUUCUACAGAUCGAAGGUUCUAGUGAACGCUCUAGAACUGGAGAUGAAUACUUGGUGAGAACAGGCGCCGUACACAGCGUAAUAGAUAUAGCACGGCACGCAGAUGGUGGUCUAUCAGAGAAUAAUCUCACUGCUGUCCGCCGGCUUUGGUUCAAGGAUGCCGGUGCGCUUGAGGAUGGCGUAAGAGAAGUAGUCGAAAUGAUUGAGGAUGUACAGUCCGGAAUUACCACAGAAUCUGAAGACGGUUGGGACGAGCUUGGGCUAGAACCCAGUCAGCCUCUCACUGAGCAAGAACUGAAAGUAGCUCAAAAGGUCCUCAUAGUUUUACGACUGUGCAAUAUCCUUCACCAAAGGGUGAUAUCUGAUAUAUUGUCCACACCUACUUUACUAUCGAAUUCUUCCUUGGACGAUCUUGCACCGUUGUCUCCUGCCCUCCUUGGCACGGUAGAUGAACUCAUUUCCGCUUUGGAUUCUCCUCAGGAUCUGGAUUCUGUUACAACAGAACUAAAUAUGCUGAAGGGGGUCAUUGAUAACAUUCGGAAUCGAUUGUCAGUUCUGAAUAAUCAACCCGUCUCGUUAGUCACCUUACUGCAAAAGACCUCUUUGAAUGAGGUUACUGUAUCCACCAAUCGAAAUUCGAGGGACGGGUGGUUCAAUGCCUGCUUUGACCAAAUAGCUAAAGCAAUACAUUCUGCCGCGGAAGCAUCGAAUUAG